UACCGAUAAAAAUUCUUAUCAUUUUUUUUUUCUCAAUGAGAUUUUCUCAGAUUUUAGAUUUCUCAGUCUUUCGUGGAUUUUUGACUCGAUUUCUUGGUAUCAACUUGAACAUAAUGUGGAAAAUUUUGAUAUUUUUACUCUUUUUUGUCAAAAUUUCAUUGCAAUCUGAAGCUGAAUUGAGAUUUGAUAAUGAGUUGUGUGAUCGGCAGUUGGCGAUGUUUAGGGAGGCUCUGGCAAGUCCUAGGAUGGAUUGGGCUGUGAGAAUGUUCGACUACUGGGGAAAGAUUCAAUCAGGAUUAACCGUCGGCAACACAGCAAACUUUGGUCAUUACGAUGAAUGUAUUCAAUUUUUACACGACACUCGAAACUUAAAUGCUGGAAUUAUUCAAGGACAAUAUUGUAUGAUUAAUCAUCGUGCGACAGUAACGAAAAAUGACACAGAUUGGAAUGAGAACUUUGAUUGGCGGGAAGUUGGCGCCUACGUCAGAUCGCUCAACCUUAACCUUCGUAGUGGAAUUUGCAUUCCAGCAUCAUGUUCAGCAUUAAAAGCUAUCGAAUUUGCAAACGAGUUCUUAACAACAGCCGACUUACUUGCAACCAGUGCAAGUUGUGACGUAAAAGAUAGACACAGCAUUAAUGGUCUCGAUGUAUUCGCUAUAGUUUUGUUUUCAUUGUUUGUGGUUGUUGUGGCUGCAAGUACAAUUUAUGAGAUUUAUGCGACCAAAAACUCAAAGUCACCAAGCAAGCUCCUCUCAUCCUUCUCAUUUUACACAAAUGGCUAUGAACUAUUUGACGUCCAAAAGGAUAAAUCAGCAUCGUCAAUCAACAGCAUGCAUGGAGUUCGAGCGUUGUCUGUUCUUUGGGUAGUUAUGGGACAUCGUCGAUUCUUUCAUCUCAUUUUUGCCUUAACAAAUGCCAAUGAAGUCAACAAUUGGCUAGAAAAUAUCAGAACUGUAAUAUUCCAAACUGAUCAUUUGGCUGUAGACUCAUUCUUUGUCAUGGGUGGAUUGUUGGUUGUUCUGUCAUUCAUCAAGGAUCUUGAGAAAAGGAGAGCGUCACUGUGGAGGAUGUACUUGAGAAGAUAUUUGAGAUACACGCCAUUGUUGGCCAUGAUCAUAUUAUUUCAAGUCACAUUGCUUAAGUUUGUGGUUUCAGGACCGACUUACAAUUGGGAAGGUCAAGCUAGGAAUUGUCAAACUAAUUGGUGGGGUGCACUGCUGCAUAUUCAAAAUUACUUGGAUUGGACUAAGAUGUGUGUAGGGCACUCAUGGUACCUGUCAGCUGACUUUCAACUUUUCUUAGUCUCACCACUGUUCAUAUUUGCAAUCUGGAAGCUAGGCAGAAAACUUUUAUGGAUGCUGCCUUUAAUAUCAUUAGUAACCGUUGUGUACAUUUUUCUGAUGGCUUACUUCUAUGAAGUUCCGGUAUUUUAUCUUAAACUGAAUGCAGAAACAAGUGAGAUUUUCCAUCGAUUCAUCUACUUUCCAACUCAUGCUAGGAUGGGACCUUGGUUCAUUGGAAUGACUACUGGAUAUUUAAUCUAUAAAAAUCGAAUAGAAAAGUUUAAGUUACCCAAGAUUUUCUUCACAAUCAUGUGGAUCAUCGCCCUAUCAACAAUCUUUGCAGUCAUUCUCGGAUUCUAUCCAUUCAUGCAGAUGAACAACAACACAACAACAGUCUUUCAAAAUGCAUUUUACCUAGCAACUUUCAGAAAUGCAUUUGCAUGCGGAGUAGCUUGGAUCAUAUUUGGAUGUGAAAAUGGAACUGGUGGAGUUGUUAGAUGGUUCCUGUCAUGGCCACAUUGGCAGCCUAUAUCAAGGAUGGGACUUAGUGUUUAUCUUAUUCAUCCAAUUUAUCAAUCAAUUGUGAUUUUUGGACAAAAUCAGCCGAUUCAUUUUGAUGAAAUUACUUUUGUUCAUGCCUACUUUGGGGAUAUCCUUGUUGUUCUAGUACUGAGUACAGUAUUGUAUCUGACUUUUGAAGUUUCAUUCGCAAAUAUUGAGAAUUAUUUCUCAUACAAUAACAUCAACAAAAUAAAUUCAAAUAAACUAUUUUAA
Molecule: messenger RNA, 2057 nt
Organism: Chironomus riparius
Lineage: Eukaryota; Metazoa; Arthropoda; Insecta; Diptera; Chironomidae
Source: the annotation of a GenBank genome assembly